AUGGCCGGAGGAAGCCGCCGCCGCCGCCGUUCUCACCUGAGAGCGCGUCCGCCGCAGGCCGACGAACCCUCCCCGCCGCCACCGGUGGCGGCACCGGCACCGGCACCAGCGAGUCUCGGCAACAGAGAAUCUGUUGUUGAAGAGGGGCCCUCUAAGAGAACCUGUGACGCCUCCGGAUCUACCUCCUCGCCCUUGUCAGGAUCUCAUGCUUGGGAUAACCUUCUAGACAGCAUGCUCCAUCAAAUCAUUGCUCUCGUUAGCUCAUUCCAUGAUUUCCUUGCUUUCAGUGGCACCUGCCGCUCUUGGCGUGCUGCGGCAUCUUCCUUCCCAUCUGUAUACACUUUCGCCUUCCCACCCCUCCACCUCGAACCAGAUAUUGGCCAUGGAAUUUUGAACUCUAAUCCUAAAUGGAAGCUUGCUGAUCCCGCCAAGAAAGCUUUGUCCCUUCGCUGUUCGGUGCCCAGGAUUACUCCAUGUCGCAUGCGCUAUCUGGGAUGCUCAAAUGGAUAUCUCGUCUUCUCCGAUCGGGAGCACUGCCACCUUGUCGAUGUGUACACGGGUGCUAAGGUGACGCCUCCCAAACUCCAAUCCGAUGGCAACUCUUUGAUCUAUGGACUCCUUGUGGCUCCACUCAGUUCACCCAACUCUCAUCUCAUCCUUUUCUCGAAAACCUCCAUACUCCAGUGGCAGGUUGGAACAAAUUCCUGGACUGUGUACCCUCUUGUUGGUGAACCCAUCCUUCAGGUUGUCUUCUUCAAAGGUCAGGUGUUCGCCAUGGACUUUGUUCAGAGGCUUCAUACCAUACACAUCGUGCCUCAGCUCAGCAUACAAGAAGUAGCAGUUGUGUGGGAAGAGGGCAUGCUUGUAGGCCUGCAUUCUAAGCCAUGGUUGCUGGUCUGUGGUGACAUGCUUCUCUUGGUUGAUCUCUCGGUAAGCAUGGACCUACUGUUUGGCUUCCCUGGUCACUUUCAAAUAUUCCGCCUCGACUUUUCAGACGAACCAGCUAAGUGGGUGAAGAUGCAGAAGUUGGACAGCUGGGCUCUCUUUCUUGCCAAUGAUAGGAGGACCUCCACAUUUUCUUGCAUGAACCCGGAAAGAUGGGGAGGAAAAAGUAACUACAUUUAUGUUCCGACGGCAUCCGAAGACAAUGAUGAGCCAUGGACUGCAAUAGAAGUCGGGCAACCAGUGCCCAGCUCAACUCACCAUAUGUCAUUCAGUUCUGCAGCUACUGCCCAUUCCAGUCCACUAAAUAGCCUCUGGGUGCUCCCCAGUUUGGUUUGCGGAGUUCAACUGUAAUUGAUCAACGUUGCUUGUUGCAGUUGCAGUUGCGGCUUUAGGGUUUUACUUAGUCUGUUACAAAGCAAGCCCUAUCAAUCGCUUCUUUAUUAGACUAAUUACUAAUUUCAGUAAUUAGUCUUUUAAUUACUAAUUUCAGUAAUUAGUCUUUGUAACUUCCAUGGUUUUUGGACUCUGCACCAAAUGUAUUGUGUACAAGAAUAUUUAUAUAUAUUGUCUCAAGUGAUCUUCCUGAGCUGUGACCACCUACGUUACAACAGCUAUGGCUCCACAGUGAUUAGUCAGCUUCUGAUGUAGCAGUUUGGUUGAGGUUAGUUAUGUGACAAUCUGGUAACCUUUUUUAUAUUAUUAAUUCAUGUAUAUGGUUGUGUGCAACUUUAUCUAGUCUCUCAAUAUGAUCCUUGUGCCACUUAUUGUUUCUACUUUCAUGUCCUGAAAUUCUUUUUAAUUAAUUGAGAACAUAUGACAUACAAUGAUGCUUCAGUCCAGUAAGAAUGUAAGAUGCUUCGGAGAUUUCGUCCAUCAUGCAAUUUUAUUCAGGCAAAAGCUUUAUUUAGGGAUGUUCAUUAUUUCCAAGUUGCAAUAGUACUGGCCACACGUGAACAUAUAUGGCACUUCUAUUUUGUCGCCGUUUCCUCGAUCAACUAAAUGGUGAUCGAUUUACCUAGCAUGGCACAUCCUUCUCUUUUUAGCAGGCACAGCACGGGUAGUGGCCAUAGGGAUGCUGUAGGGGUUAAGCGUUAUUUUACUGCAGGGGGUGGUGGUACAAUAUUCCAGGAUGUACACGUUGCACAUCGACGGAAGAGUAUGAAGCACCAUACUCAUUAUCUCGAACUGAACCUGUUGAUGUGGCUGAUUGAUACUCUGGCGUUGCUGCUGCUGCAUGAUGGACUGUGCCACGCUGCAGAUGACUUGGCACUGAGCCUGCUCUGAGAUCUGCGCUAGCUGCUGGCGGCACUGCAUGCUGCUGCAUCAGCGGGCAGCUGCUCGCCUGCAACAUCUGGGAUCGGACAAAUGGUGAUGUCGCUGGGCCACACUGUUGCAGGAAUGUUACAUGUGUUCAUCUGAUGAUGCCACUGUUAUUGUUGCUGCUGGCCUUGCCCGCAGCCUGGCUGCAGGAUGUGUCCAGCUUCGCAACGGUGUUGGUCACUGCGAGAGAGAUGAGAGCAAGGAUGAACAAGGUCUUCAUGGUUGCAGGAAUGUUACAUGUGUUCAUCUGAUGAUGCCACUGUUAUUGUUGCUGCUGGCCUUGCCCGCAGCCUGGCUGCAGGAUGUGUCCAGCUUCGCAACGGUGUUGGUCACUGCGAGAGAGAUGAGAGCAAGGAUGAACAAGGUCUUCAUGGUGGUUGGCUACUGCUGUGCUUUGAUGUUUAUGUUUGUAUGAGGAUGGUGGAGGGGGUCUUCAUAGUGCAAACCUAUUUAUAGCUACCAUGGUGGCACUAAGUCUUAUCUUGGAUAAUUAUCAAUUAUACUAUUUAGUACAUGUCUCAUUGAUGUACAUGUCAGUCGUCAUUGAUAAUCGGCAGGAAGAAGUAUGAAACCCUCCAAGGCCUUCCACAUGAAGGCAAGGUGGGUGAAGGUGGACAGGUUGGAUAACUGGGCCAUCUUUGUUAGCGCCGAUGGGUGAUGCCAGGCGUUGCCAUGCAUGAACUCAGAGAUAUGGGGAGGGAGGAGCAACCACAUGUACUUUCCAGGUUAUCAGUCCGAAUAACCUUGGGCUGUAGUCCAACUGUGGCAACGGUGACCGUCCGACAUGGUUACAGCUAGUGAAUGCUGGAGGCCAGUACCACAGAUUAGAGUGUACCUGGGUCUUUCCUGCUGUGUUCCCUGGCCCUUGCCGAUGAUGAUCUUACCACAAUCGAGGUUGCGAUUGGUCAAUUAGCUUCUGUUACAGCUUUGGUGGGAGAAUUCUACCAUAUUGCACUUGCAGGACAAGUGGUUGAGUGAAUGUUCCUGACUUGUUUCAGAACUUACAUUGCAACCAGAAGUUUUCACUGUAAAGGUAUCUGAUUCUGCA
Messenger RNA from Lolium rigidum, 3313 nucleotides. RefSeq lists its product as uncharacterized. NCBI's taxonomy places the organism in Eukaryota, Viridiplantae, Streptophyta, Magnoliopsida, Poales, Poaceae. Bases 1 to 1296 code for a protein of 431 amino acids. The record is from RefSeq and is a predicted model, not a curated record. The transcript is spliced from 4 exons.